UUAGUAAAGAAGCGCUGAAAACAUGGCAGAAGCACACAUGUGCUUACAAAGUGGUGGUUAUGAUGUGGAGCAUUUUGUGGACGUGCCAGACGAUGGCUUGAUAUGCAGUAUAUGCCAGGGAGUAUUGCGCUGCCCGGUACGAGCAGCCUGCCACCAUGUCUUCUGUAAAAAGUGCAUCAUGCAGUGGCUAAAGAGACAGGAAACCUGCCCAUGCUGCAGAAAGCCCGUCAACCAGAGCCUGAUAUUUGUUAUGUUCAAGCUCAGUAAAGCCAUUGGUCGGCUUAAGAUUAAGUGCAGGAAUGAGAUCCAGGGCUGCCGGGCCACUUUUCCCCUCUCUGAGCAGUACUGCCACAGCAUGAGCUGCCCUUUUGAGCUCAUCUCCUGCCCCUACCAGGGCUGCCGGGCACAGAUGCUGCGGCGUGACCUGGAGGUGCACGCACGCCACUGUGAGCACUGGAAGCAGCCGUGCCAUAUGGGCUGCGGCACCGUGCUCUCGCAGCGCACCCGCACUCAGCACAACUGCUACCAGGAGCUGCGGCAGCAGUACGAGGCCAAGCAGCAGAGCCACCGUGCCAUUGCUGCUGCCCUGCAGAGGAAGAUGAGGAAGAUGCAGAACACAAUGGCGCACAUGAAGAGGCAGAUCAGCCUCAUCUGCGAGAGCCUGGAGGUCAUGGAUGAUGUGGUGGAGGUGGAUGAGGCCGAGGAAGAGGAGGAUGUGGCUGAGAGCGGCACAGCAGGCAGCAGCAGCAGCUCCUGAGGGUUUAGGAACAAGGGAUGAGCGAAAUGAUUGCUGAUUACUGCAGUAUCAGUACUUCCAAUCC
Molecule: messenger RNA, 821 nt
Organism: Colossoma macropomum (tambaqui)
Lineage: Eukaryota; Metazoa; Chordata; Actinopteri; Characiformes; Serrasalmidae
Product: RING finger protein 151-like
Exons: 4
Coding region: 23-757 (244 amino acids)
Molecular function (GO): zinc ion binding
Source: RefSeq, a predicted model, not a curated record